Messenger RNA from Diaporthe batatas, 7916 nucleotides. RefSeq lists its product as uncharacterized. The transcript is spliced from 12 exons. Gene Ontology annotation, molecular function: oxidoreductase activity; fatty acid synthase activity; phosphopantetheine binding. Lineage: Eukaryota; Fungi; Ascomycota; Sordariomycetes; Diaporthales; Diaporthaceae. The record is from RefSeq and is a predicted model, not a curated record. Bases 329 to 7882 code for a protein of 2517 amino acids. Gene Ontology annotation, biological process: secondary metabolite biosynthetic process; fatty acid biosynthetic process.
UGCGGUUCUACGUACAAUACGAAAGAAAGCUAAACCGAGUAGGACUUGAGCAUGGGACAAGGGCAGGAGGGGUAGUACGUGAAGGAAUGGUUGCACACAUCAAAAAAUACCUAGAUAGAUGGUGACUGCACAUGUGGUUGGUCAGUCCGUAUCUUUAGGAUCCAACGUGUAACAUAUAAGGACCCGCAGGAGAGGCGCGGACUGGCAACGUUUAUACCUGCUUUGAGGACGAUGUGUAGAGGCAAACCGGGAAUUUGCUCGGCAUUACAACCACAUCAGGAGGUUCUCGACUCGAUUCAAUUUACAAGUAACUAGUUCACUGUUGCACAUGAAGAUGGGCACCAUCCGCGACCAAACUUUUACCAAUGGUAAAAUUUCCGCUCAGACAGACGCCACUGAGAAUGGUACUACAAGCAGCAAUUCGAACCACAUCAAAAUGUCCGAGUACUCCACUGGACUCCUCACAAGGCCCCGGCCAAUUGCUAUCUGCGGCAUGGCGAUGCGCCUCCCCGGCGGAAUCCACGAUGACAAGGCCUUAUGGGAGGUGCUCUACAACGGAAAGGAUAUGCGAGUGACCAUUCCAGAGGACAGGUACAAUGCAAAGGCAUUCAGCAGUGGCCUUGGGAAGAAGGGAGCCAUCGAAACUCAGCAUGGGUACUUCCUGACCGAUGACCUUUCCUGUCUUGACGCGUCCUUCUUCUCCAUGACGAAGUCAGACCUGGAAAGGACAGACCCACAGCAACGUCAAAUUCUUGAGGUGACCCGCGAAUGCCUCGAGAGCGCAGGCGAUGCAGAGUACCGCGGAAAAGACAUUGGCUUCUACGUAGGAACUUUUGGUGAGGACUGGCUUCACUCGCAGUCCAAGGAGAACCAAUUCUCGGGAACCUUCAUGGGCAGCGGUGAUCUGAUGAUCGCGAACCGUGUCAUGGUCAUCAAGACCGGCUGCUCUGCCUCGCUUGUCGCACUCCAUCACGCGUGCCAGGCUCUCCUGAAUGGAGACUGUUCGGCGGCGAUUGUGGGGGGCACCAGCCUGAUCAUGGGGCCGCACACGACUGCGGCCAUGACCCAACAGGGUGUACUGUCGCCCGAUGGCUCGUGCAACACAUUUGAUGCUUCUGCUAAUGGCUUUGCAAGGGCCGACGCCAUCAACGCCGUCUAUAUCAAGCUAUUGGACGAUGCGAUUCGAGACGGCAAUCCGAUUCGCGCCGUGAUACGCGGCACCUGGACCAAUAGCGAUGGCAAAAGCGCCUCUCUCACAGCUCCUAGCUGUGAAGCACAAACUUCGCUGAUGCGCAAGGUGUAUGAGAGAGCCCAACUUGAUCCUGCAAGGACAGCCUUCGUUGAGUGUCACGGAACCGGAACUGCCACUGGUGAUCCUAUUGGUAUGUUACUCUUUCAAGUGAGCCAGAGUGCUGAACUUCAAAAUGAUAAUUUCAUUUGCUUAUCAUCGAGACACACAGAGACCACAGCUGUAGGAAACGUCUUUGGUGAGACGGGCGUGUACAUCGGUUCUCUCAAGCCCAACAUUGGGCACGCGGAGGGUGCUUCAGGUCUCAAUAGUCUGAUCAAGGCCGUCCUCAUGUUGGAGCAUAAGACAAUUGUGCCUCAGAUCAAGUUUGUCCAUCCGAACCCUAAGAUUCCUUUCUCCGAGAAGAGGUUGAAAGUCCCUAUUCAGGCAACGCCAUGGCCGCUGGAUCGCGCUGAGCGCGUGAGUGUCAAUUCUUUCGGCAUAGGAGGAACAAACGCCCAUGUGAUUAUCGACUCCUUGCAGGAAGUAAGGCCCGGCUUGCUGGUCAAGAAUGGUUUGAAACGAGUUACAGCACUCCGGCCUCUGCUCAUGGUCCUGUCCGCGAAUAGCCAAGAUUCAUUGAAGAAACACGUCAUGAAUCUUGAAAAUUAUCUGGCGGAAAACCUUGAAAAGAAUGAGGCGGAUAUUGCUUACACCUUGUCGCAGCGUCGUGAACACCUCCCGUACAGAACAUUCAUCGUCACCAGUGCCAAUGAAGAUUGUACAUCCAACACUGUCAUCCAGCCGCCAGCAUUGGUCAAGUCGCUGGCCAAUCCCGCUCCCAUCACCAUGGUAUUCAGUGGUCAAGGUGCUCAGUGGGCUGGAAUGGCCAAGGACUUGAUUCAAGACGACCCAGCGUUCCGCAAGGACAUUCAAAAUAUGGAUUGCAUCCUGCGAAGUCUCACGUACCCGCCAAAUUGGAGUGUUGAAAAUGAGCUCCUGGAACCAGCUACGAGCAGCAGACUUGAGAGGGCUGAGUUUGCACAACCAUUAUGCACGGCUAUUCAGAUUGCCCUCAUCGAAACGCUCCGCCGGGCAGGAAUUAUCCCAACUGCCGUCGCUAUGAUCAUAGCUUACUAUCGUGGAUACGUGACGAAAGAAGACACCCGUGCUGGUGGCAUGGCUGUUGUCGGCAUGGGCCGUGACUCUGUCGUCCCUUUCCUCGAAGGUGACGUAAUUGUGGCGUGCGAGAACAGCCCCGACAGCAGUACCAUCUCAGGAGAUCAAGAAGCGGUGCAGAGGAUCAUCGAGACCAUCAAGGCUGAGAAGCCAGAUGUCCUGGCAAGACGUCUCAAGGUCAACACGGCAUACCACUCGCACCACAUGCACUCUUUCGUCGAAUCAUACGUAGCUCUGGUUGAACAUGAGCUGGGGACCAAGGGUCUCUGCCGGAACGAACCCACGAUUCCUAUGUACUCGAGCGUACACAACCUGGUAAUCAACCGUGCAGCUCUGCUGUGUCCAAAAUACUGGGGAGAGAAUCUGGAGAAUCCUGUGCGUUUUCACCCAGCCGUUUUAAAUAUCCUGAAGGACCAGCCACAUAAUCUCUUUGUCGAAAUCGGCCCCCACUCAACCCUUGCCGGUCCCCUGCGGCAGAUCCUCGGCGAGGCUCGUUUACCAUGUAAUUACAUCCCGGCCAUGAUUCGCUCAAGGAACUGCAGCAAGAGUCUUCUUUCUGCACUCGGUCAGCUCUUCCAACAGGGUGCUGCUGUCGACUUCAAGGCUAUCAUCCCCAGGGGAGAAGUUGUACAUGACCUGCCAGCCUAUGCGUGGGACCACAGCCAGUCCCACUGGGCUGAGCCCAGAGUCUCAAAGCAUUGGCGAUUUCGACCGUAUGGACAUCAUGCGCUUUUAGGCCAGAGAAUUCCUGAAAGUACUGCCUUUGAUCCAUCGUGGCGAGUGGUGCUCGACCUCGAGGACGAGCCAUGGCUAGCUGAUCACAAGGUACGCGAUGACAUCGUGUUUCCUCUGGCGGGAUACGUUGCUAUGGCUGGCGAAGCGAUCCGUCAAUUGUCAGGCAUUGAGACGGGUUAUAGUGUGCGGCACGUGGUGGUCCACACUGCCCUCCUUUUGGCCGAGUCUAAGCCGGUCGAAGCUGUCACCAGUCUCCGGCGGCGGCGGCUGACCGAUUCUGCCGACUCGGAUGCAUAUGACUUUGUCAUCUCGUCGUGGUCAGGGUCCAACUGGAUCAAGAACUGCGAGGGGCUGGUGCGUCCAAUGGAACAGAGAUUGACCGUGCAUGCCGACGGGCCAAGGUCCAUUGAUGUCGCCUCUGACCGAAGGACAUCCGCUUCAAAGUGGUACGAGAUCAUGGCGCGUGUUGGGCUCGUAUAUGGACCAGAGUUCCAAGGCAUAACUUCUCUGUCAUCGUCAACCACAGAGAAGCUAGCCGCAGCCACCAUCACCAACUCGUCGGCUCGUCAAAAUGCACCAUUUCCGUUCCACCCGGCCACAAUUGAUAGUUGCCUGCAAGUUGUGCUCGCUGCCAAGGCUCAGGGCGUUAGCCGACACCUCACGCAGCUCUGUGUCCCAACUCUGAUCGAGGAACUUGAUAUCUCUCACAGUACCGUGGAAAUGAACGCUCGCGCGUGGUCUCUUGACGAUGAUAAGGACGUCGGACUGGAGUGCCUCUCAUCGGAUGGCCUCAAUGUCCUUCGCCUGCGCGGUGCUCAGAUGACUCCCUUGGAAGAUAUAAGGUCGGUCACUGCCAACGAAGACCGUCAUGCAGCUGCCCGGCUCGAGUGGUAUCCCGACUUCGAUUUCAUGGAUGUUCCUCCGCUGUUCACCGCUCCAACCGCCACGAACGAGGUCAAGCGAAUCAUCGAAGAGCUCGCCUUAUUGUGUAUCCUCGACUCUUACGAACGCCUUCAAGGCCUCAGCUCCGAGCAACCUCACUUUACCAAGUUCCGCGAAUGGCUGUCACGCCAAAAGGACAUUGCGGCAUCGGGCUCAUAUCCCAUCGUUGAAAACGCUGCCAGCUAUCUCAGUCUUUCCCGUGAACAGCGCGGAGCCCAGAUCAACCAGCGUUAUGAAUCGCUGAAGUCGACGGGUGUUUACAUAGUGCGGGUCGCGGAAGGAAUCAUGCGAAUCCGGGACAACACAGAGAGUCUAUUCACCGGCUCGACGGACACGUUGGAUCUCUUGAUGCGCGACAACGUUCUUACCGAGAUAUAUAAUGCUGUAUCAUUCGGCUGCGGCGACUUCGUGCACAUGCUCGCCAUCACCAAACCCAGGCUGCGUAUCCUCGAAGUCGGCGCCGGAACCGGUGGCACGACAGAGCCCAUACUCCGGUCCUUGGCUAGUCGCGACGGAAACCCAGCUUAUUCACUAUAUACAUUCACCGACAUCUCGGCUGGCUUCUUUACCCAGGCCCGCGAGCGCUUUGCGUACGCCCCCAACAUGGAAUAUAAGGUGUUGGACAUCUCACGGAGCGCUCAGACUCAGGGCUUUGAGGCCGGAUCUUACGACCUGAUACUGGCGCCAAAUGUUGUCCACGCCACGCCCAGUCUUAAUGAGACUCUGAAGAACCUCAAGCCGCUGCUCCGGCCUGACGGACACCUUGUGCUUUCCGAGGUGUGUGCCGUCGCACGCGCCCCUGGAUAUGUGUUUGGAAAUUUCUCCGGUUGGUGGCUCGGCGAGGCAGAUAACCGCAAGUGGGAGCCAUAUGUCAUGGUAGACCGCUGGGAUGAGGAGCUGAGGAGCGCCGGCUUUACAGGUGUCGGCACGGCCGUCUACGAUGCUGACCAGCCUUAUCAAUAUUGUGCUGCCAUCGUCAGCCAGCCCGCCACCAACAUCAACGCGGCAGCGGAAAGUAUGUUCCUUACCCUCCUUUGCUCCAAGCCCGAAGAGGGUGUUAGCAAGCGCCUCUUGGAUGGUCUCACAAUGGCCGGGUACAAAGUCAAUGUUGCCAACUUGGACGAAGUGAGCUUGUUUGCUACACGGCACGACAUCAUCAGCACCCUCGAGAUGGAGGCACGAGUGUUCGACAACAUCAACGAAAUUGAUUUCACCCGGUUCCAGAACAUGACAAGAAACCUCACGGAUCAGACAGUGCUCUGGCUCAUGCCCCCGACACAAGUCGACUGUGAGGACCCCCGAUCAGCACAAACAGUGGGUUUGUUUCGCGUCACGCGCGCAGAGCUGGGCAUCUCACUGAAUACGCUGGAGAUCAACGAGCGCGAGAAAUGCUUUGCUGAACUCGUUAUCAAGGUGUUUGAAAAGGUUAGGACUUGUGAGGAUACAGGAAACAUCGCACCCGACAGCGAGUACGCUGUUCAAGAUGGCGUCAUUAAGAUUGGUCGCUACCAGCCCUUCAACCUCGAGCGCGAGGUCGGCGACAACAGCCUUCAGGUAGCGCAGGCCGCUGGAGUCAAGCAAAAACUGGCUAUCGACAAGCCUGGUCUUCUCGAAUCGCUGCAUUGGGUCACCACAAAUCGUAUCGAGCAGCUAGGUGCGCGCGAGGUCGAAGUUGAGGGCCGCGCCGUGGGCUUGAAUUUCAAGGAUAUCAUGGUUGCCAUGGGAGUCCUCAAAUUUGGCACCGGCGACAAGGACGCACCGAUCGGACUCGAAAUCACAGGUGUCGUAUCUCGUGUCGGCUCGCAGGUCAGUGAAAUUGCUAUCGGAGAUCGAAUCUGCGGUGUUGCCGUGGAAGGUUGCUUCUCAACUCAUGUGGUUCUCUUGGACACACUGGUCCUCAAGCUUCCGGACGAACUCAGCUUCGAAGAAGGUGCAACCAUGCCGGCCUGCUAUACGACGGCCGUUCAUGCACUUAUUGAAGUUGGCCAGCUGAAAAGAAACCAAACACUGCUCGUCCAUUCGUCCUGCGGUGGAGUCGGCCAUGCCUCAAUCGAGAUUGCUAAAAUGAUAGGGGCCGAAACCUACUGCACUGUGGGAAGUGACCUAAAACGUCAGUAUCUGGUCGACAAGAUGGGCAUUCCAGACGAUCACAUCUUCAACUCGAGAGACCAGUCCUUCCUCCCGGGUAUAAUUAGGGCCACCAACGGUAGAGGCGUUGACCUUGUUCUGAACUCACUCUCUGGCGAACUCCUGCACGCCUCGUGGAAAUGUGUUGCAGAGUUUGGCAAGCUUGUCGAGCUGGGAAAACGCGACCUCGUGGGCUUCGGGAGGCUAGAUAUGGAACCAUUCCUCGCCAAUCGCUCUUAUUGCUGUGUCGAUCUUGGACACGUUCUAGCGCAGCGCCCAGCAUUUGCGAGAACACUCAUGCAACAAUGGAUGAAAAUGUAUUCAGAUGGCCAUGUCAAGCCGAUUCAGUCCAUGUCUUUGUUUGAGGCUAGCGAAAUUGAGCAGUGCUUUCGUCAUCUUCAGAAAGGGGAUCAUAUUGGCAAGGCGGUGGUCCGCUUCCCUGGCAAUUUAUCCUGUGUUUCCACUGUUUUGCAACCCAAGGACUUCACAUUGGACAGCGACGCUUCUUACCUUCUUACUGGAGGCUUGGGGGGCCUAGGCCGCUCCAUCGCGGGCUGGGCAGCGGAACACGGUGCUCGUCACCUCGUCUUCCUUUCAAGAAGUGCAGGAAAAGGGGAACAUGACCAGUCCUUCUUCAGUGAGCUCAGGAGCAUGAACUGUUCUGUCACUUUUGUUGCGGGCAAGGUCGAUGACGAAAAUGCUAUCGUCGAGUGUAUUCGGGCGGCGCCGAGACCGAUCAAGGGAAUCUUUCAUCUAGCUAUGGUUCUCAGGGAUGGACCUAUGCUUGACCUCUCGUAUGAGGAGUGGACCUCCGCGGUAGGACCCAAAGUCAACGGUGCCUGGAAUCUGCACAAUGCGUUCCUCGACCAGCCACCCCUUGACUUCUUCGUGAUGACCAGCUCGUUAGUGACACUGGGUGACCGGGCGGGGCAGAGCAACUACGCGGCCGCCAACACGUUCCUCGAGUCCUUUUGCCAGUAUCGACACAAGAUGGGCCUCCCCGCGUCGGCGAUCGCAGUCUGCCCCAUCGACGACGUCGGCUUCGUCUCCGAGAACACCGCCGUCCGCCGUAAGCUCAAGUCCGAGGGCCUAUACUUCCUGCCCGAGAGCGAGAUGCUGGAUUACAUGCAGCUCGCAAUCCUCAACUCAUACCCGCCUGGCCCGGGGAGUAAGACCGACGACAGCAGGACGGCAUCGUGGAAGUCUGAAGGUAACAUCAUCAUGGGUUUGAGGUCUGAGGUCCAUCUUGAAGAUCCGGCCUGUCAGGUCUCAUGGCGCCGCGAUCGGAGGAUGGGCACGUACCAUAACGUGCCUAAAGCAGAGGCGGAGGGUGGUUCUUCGGCCAGCAGUAACAACGCGCUCAAGGAAUUCUUCACUCGGGUCGCCGACGACCCGAGUAAUCUUGAGGACCAGACAAGCAUCGACCUGCUCGCCCACGAGAUCGGAUACCGCAUCUUCCGUUUCAUGAUGAAGCCAGAGGAGGACAUGUGUAUAACAAUGUCGCUCACGCAGAUCGGAAUGGACAGUCUGAUGGCAAUUGAGUUGCGCCGGUGGUGGAAGCAGGCAUUUGGGCUGGAUAUCAGUGUCCUGGAAAUUAUGGGGUCUGGCACACUCCAGAAUCUAGGCAAGGUUGCCGCCGAUGGAUUAAAGGUCAAACUAGGAGCACAGUAAAUCAUGAGGAACCUUCCCUUCUCGUAGUGGUAAA